GGACUCUAAUAUUUUUUUUUACUAUUUGUGAACAAAGUUCGCUAUGAAAAUAAUAAACUUGGAUAUUUUCUUGUGGCGUCUCAAACGAGUCAGCAAAAUUGUAGUUAGUAAUACCACUUGUUUUAACACAUUAUCAACUGCUUUACCUUACAGUGUUUGUAAUGACUAUAAUACAAACAUUGCAAAAGAUUCGACUUUUAGCAAUCAGCAAUCCAUGUUUAAUAAUGUUAUAGUUAAACAUAGUUCAAAAAUACAGAAUUUUCUGUCUCAUCCUCGAAUUGUUUCGCAUAUAAUGUUAUGUACUGAAAGAAAAUGUGUUGGAUAUAAAUCAUAUUAUGGUAGUCAAUAUUAUAAUGUUAGAUAUCUUUCAAAUACUGGUAUUGAUUCUAUUACUGAAGUUGAAGUUCCAAUGCAGUUUAAUGGCAUAUUUAAAGCGAUAUCUGAAAGUGCACCUAUUAAAAUCACACAAGACUUCUUACUGUUGGUACAUGAUUAUACAGGCUUACCAUGGUGGUCAGUCAUUGUACUUACCACCAUUAUGAUGAGAACAGCAGUAACAUUACCAUUAUCCUUGUAUCAGCUAUAUAUAUUAGCAAAAUUGGAAAAUCUCAAAUAUGAAAUGGAUGAGAUAGUUAAAGAGAUGAAGAAAGAGAUAAAUUAUGGCAUACAUAAAUAUAAUUGGUCUAAAAAAUAUGCCAAACGUUUAUACAAUCACUCUGUAGCUAAACAAUGGAAUAAAUUGAUUGUUCGAGAAAAUUGCCAUCCAGCUAAAACUAGUCUAUUAGCACUGAUACAAGUACCUUUGUGGAUAUCAUUAUCAAUGUCUAUUAGAAAUUUAUGUUAUAUGCUACCCAAACAAGAUGCUAAUGCUUACAUUACUUAUCAGGAAUUUAUAACUGACGGAUUUCUUUGGAUGUCUAACUUAACUACAGCAGAUCCGUUUGUACUUCCCAUAUCAAUGGGAUUAUUUAAUUUAGCUAUUAUAGAAAUAACUUGUAUGAGUAAAGUACAAAACGUAGAAUUGACAAAAUGGCAAAGAUACUUAACCAAUUUCUGCAGAAUUGCUACGAUUGGAAUGAUUCCUAUUGCUAUGUCUGUACCAUCGUGUUUAAGCUUGUACUGGGCAACUAGUAGUGCAUUUGGUCUCUUUCAAAAUCUAAUUUUGUUGUCUCCGAAAUUACGUCGUUUUGCAAAAGUGCCUAUAACUACAUCUGAAUCACCACAUCCAUACUUGAUAUUGCGUAAUAAGAUAGCAGUUAAAUAUCGUUUAAAAAAAAAAGUGGAAAUUCCACCGAAGAUGUAAACAUGUUUUGUGAGUUAAUCACUUACACAAAUAAAUUAUAUGCAUACAAAUUUUACAA
This is a messenger RNA of Acromyrmex echinatior (Panamanian leafcutter ant), 1361 nucleotides long. RefSeq names its product cytochrome c oxidase assembly protein COX18, mitochondrial. Gene Ontology annotation, biological process: protein insertion into mitochondrial inner membrane from matrix; mitochondrial respiratory chain complex IV assembly. The record is from RefSeq and is a predicted model, not a curated record. NCBI's taxonomy places the organism in Eukaryota, Metazoa, Arthropoda, Insecta, Hymenoptera, Formicidae. Gene Ontology annotation, cellular component: mitochondrial inner membrane. Gene Ontology annotation, molecular function: membrane insertase activity.